Messenger RNA from Spirometra erinaceieuropaei, 1701 nucleotides. The record is from the annotation of a GenBank genome assembly. NCBI's taxonomy places the organism in Eukaryota, Metazoa, Platyhelminthes, Cestoda, Diphyllobothriidea, Diphyllobothriidae.
AUGCUAGCCCUCGUCACCUUUGUCAAGAAAUUCCGACACUUGCUGCUCGCCAAACACUUCAUCGUCCGCACCGACCACCAAGCCCUCAAAUGGCUCCGGAAUUUUAAGGAUGCAGAAGGACAAGUCGCCAGAUGGCGGGAGCUACUUGAAGAAUUUGACUUUGAAGUUCAAUAUCGCCCUGGGAAACGUCACAAUAACGCCGACACUCUCUCCCGUCCACCACUCCCCCCGACGAGGACACCGAACGACGCCUUUCCUGUGGCAGCUAUCCAAAUAUCACAGGCAGCCCAGGAGCAAUGGGCUCAAAUGCAAGCGUCCGAUCCCAAUGUAUCCCUCAUCUAUGAUCGCCAGUUACAUGGAUCCCCUAAACCCACCGCCCGCGAAAUGGAGAGCCUCAGCUGGGAGGCCCAUUGUCUCUGGUCUAUGUGGCCCUUCCUCCGUCUAAUCGACAACAUCUUGUUCUUCCAGCAUCACCCCUCUCAUCCCAACCGUCUAGUGGUCCCUCGCACUCUUAGGCCCCAAGUCAUCCGUGCUACCCAUGAAGAACUGGCACAUUGCGGGCAAGCCAAGACACUCGCCGCGGUUCCUCAACGAUAUUGGUGGCCCGAUCAGCGACGCGACGUAGUUUCUGUCUGUCAGACGUGUCAAACUUGCGCUCAAAUCAAGGACCCUGUAGUCCGUCCCCGGGCGCCACUGGAACCAAUGUCGGCAGGCUUUCCCAACCACCGCAUCGGCUUAGACAUCAUCGGACCUUUAUUUCAGACUAAGAAAGGCAAUCGCUUCAUUUUGGUUAUCGUCGACUAUUUCACGAAAUGGUGCGAAGCCAUCCCACUCCCAAAUUCGGAAAGUUUAACUGUAGCAGCGGCUCUAGUCGAUCACUGGAUCGCUCGCUAUGGGUCCCCCUACAUCAUCCACACGGAUCAAGGAACCGCCUUCGAAAACCACCUAUUCCGUGCCCUAUGUCACCUCCUCGGCAUAGUCAAAACGCGCUCCUCACCUUUCCACCCAGCCGGGAACGGUCAGACGGAACGCACGAACAAGACUCUCGUGGCGUUCCUCCGCAGCAUGGUUGAUCAGUCCCGUGCAGAUUCCUGGGACGAUCUUCUUCCCCGAUGCCUUUUGGCCUACCGCGCCACCACUCACUCCUCCACUUCAUUUAGCCCCCACAUGAUGCUUUUCGGACGCGACCUGCGCCUCCCGUCUGACGUAACUAUCCCACACAGCACCCCGGAAAUGGCACAACCACACCGGUAUCUCGAGCAGCUCAUUGACUCCCUACAAACCAUCCACACCACAGCCAGAACGAAGUUUCAGGCUGCACACUCCCACCAGAAGGAUUAUUAUGACCAUCUGGCACACGGAACUCAAUACGAACCCGGCGACCGUGUUUGGUUGCACAACGACCAACCCCCCGCCGGGUAUGCCAGUAAGUUUCAUCGUCAGUGGUCUGGACCCUAUAUCGUCCUUCGACCGCUCUCAAAUUCCGUCUGCCGCAUUCGCCUAGAAUCUGAUCCCUUCGGCCGGAUUAUCCAGGUGCAUUUCAAUCGGCUCGAACCAUGUUUAUCAGAGCAUCAGCCCUCCCAACACCCCGUUCCAUCGACCUCCCACCCAACCACAUCCCUCACCACCCUUUACACUCCACCAGCACCCCGCAACGUCAUUCUUCGUACAACUCGCGCUGAGGACAGCGCUCAAUCCUGA